Messenger RNA from Medicago truncatula (barrel medic), 1559 nucleotides. RefSeq names its product putative FBD-associated F-box protein At5g38570. The record is from RefSeq and is a predicted model, not a curated record. The transcript has 3 exons. The coding region runs from base 127 to 1317 and encodes 396 amino acids. NCBI's taxonomy places the organism in Eukaryota, Viridiplantae, Streptophyta, Magnoliopsida, Fabales, Fabaceae. Gene Ontology annotation, molecular function: protein binding.
CAUGAGCAACAUCCGAAAAUCGUUAAUCAUGGAUUAGGUCAGCAAUCAAAAGGAUCUUCAUCUGCAACAAAGGUGCCGCGACGCUCUCCCGAACCAUUCCUUCCUUCUCAGGAAUCAAGAGCAGCUAUGGAUAGAAUCAGCGGAUUACCAGAUGAGUUAUUGUGUCACAUACUCUCUUUUCUCCCAACAAAAUUUGCUUUUACUACAACCCUUCUUUCUAAGCGGUGGACCCCACUCUUCUAUUCACUCCCCGUUCUCCGAUUCGACGAUAAUAAAUUCAAAGACUUUCAAACCUAUGAUCGCUUCUAUAGCUUUCUUAAUAACCUCAUGAUCCAUCCUCUUUCAAUCAACCAGGCUCAUCCCCUCAAAACGUUUCGCUUCAAACAAUGUUAUUACAGCCACCGCCUUAAUCUGUUUUCUCGCAGCAAAGAUAUCCACAACAUCAACACAUGGGUAGAAGUCACAAUACGAAUUCCCCGCGAGAAAGAUAUCCACAUUAUCAACACAUUGCUAGAAGUCGCAAUACAACGUCGUGUUGAGAAGUUUGAUCUCAAGCUGUGUUUCCACACCUUGAAGCCCAUCAUUUUCAUCUCCAAAACACUAACUAUUCUCAAACUUUUGAUGUUAAAAGUUGGAAAUGAUACUUCGUGCGUUAAUCUUCCAUCUCUGAAAUCCCUGAAGUUGAAUCGCGUUAGAUUUGAAAAUUGGAACGAUUACAUAAACUUUCUUUCAUCUUGUCCUAACCUAGAAGAUUUGCGUCUUAAGAGUAUCCAUUGUAGGAAACUUGACAAAAACAAUGCAUCAAAAACAGUAUUUCAAAAAUCCUUGGCCCUUUCUAAGUUGGUUAGAUUGUGUAUCGGGUCUACAGAUGAUUUUUUCAAAGUCAUUUCAAAUUUUUCAAACUUAAUUCAUAUUAAACUAUGGUUAAGCCCUCUUCAUUGUUGGGAUGAUGUGGUAAAACUACUCCGACUUUGCCCCAAGCUUCAAAUUCUUUAUAUUAAAACGUUUUCGAGGACCACAUCGACCAAGGAAUGGACAUGCCCAUUAUCGGUUCUUGAAUGUGUUUCGUAUCAUCUCAAAUCAUGUACUAUUUCAACUUCAAGCUUAACAGAUUGGGCAAAUGAUAUUCGUUAUGUGCAAUAUAUUUUGCGGAAUGCAAGACUUUUACAAGAUAUGACUAUCAACUUUAAUGGGGUCUCUUAUGAAGGAAUGGUUUUGGAAAAAUGUCAGAUUAUAGAAGAAUUAUCUUCUUGUCCAAUGAUAUCACCAGGAUGUAAACUUUCAUUUGAUUUUUUCCGUCGUUCUUUGUAUCGGUAGCGUUUCUCAUUAGUUUCUAUUUAUAAUAUCCCUACGAUCACUUAUAAAUCUUUGUUCAUGUCUUAUCUUCUAUUCUAAUGUGGGGCUUCUAAGACGACUUUUAUUAGAAGGUUGUUAUCGACAACGAUAUAUUUGAGUCAUAGAUAUUAAGAUUAAUAGUGUUUUACCCUCUGUAAUAUAGGUCAUUUAUAUUUGUUAACAGAACCGUUUCAAUAUAUAUUGAUGAUAUGACUUUGUUCGCA